This is a messenger RNA of Penicillium oxalicum, 1545 nucleotides long. RefSeq names its product bifunctional AAA family ATPase chaperone/translocase BCS1. Gene Ontology annotation, molecular function: ATP hydrolysis activity; ATP binding. Gene Ontology annotation, cellular component: mitochondrial inner membrane. The coding region runs from base 1 to 1545 and encodes 514 amino acids. Gene Ontology annotation, biological process: mitochondrial respiratory chain complex III assembly; protein insertion into mitochondrial inner membrane from matrix. Lineage: Eukaryota; Fungi; Ascomycota; Eurotiomycetes; Eurotiales; Aspergillaceae. The record is from RefSeq and is a predicted model, not a curated record. The transcript is spliced from 2 exons.
AUGGAGCCAAAUGAUGCUUCCCAUAUAGCGUCUGCUGCUCCGUCGCCCACAGCGACGGAUCUCAUACUCCAGCAACGGACAGGGGCACUACAAGCUGGACCAGCGACAGUGGCUUCCGCGGUGCCGAAAGGUGAUGGAAGCCUUUUCUCGCAGAUCACGGAUAACCCGUUAUUUACGGCGGGAUUCGGUCUCGGCGCUCUAGGUGCAGGUUUAACGUUUGCACAGCGAGGCGUUCGCCAUGGCGCAGCUCUGUUGCGUCGUCGAAUGCUGGUGGACGUAGAGAUCAGCAUCAAAGAUGAUUCGUAUCCUUGGUUCCUUCAUUGGAUGACACUCUACCAGCAAUCGCAGCUCAACACUGCUCGCGCGAGCACGCAGACUAAUGGCUUCGUCGACCGUCUCCUUCACAAACUGACCCCCGGCAUGCGUCAUCUCUCCAUUCAAACAUCAAAAGUGGAACACUCCAACGGAGCCAUUCACACACAAUUCUCGCUGGUACCAGGACCUGGAAAGCACAUUCUUCGCUACAAGAACGCGUUUGUGUUUGUGAAUCGAGUGCGAGAGUCAAAAUCCCGAGAUCUCCAAACAGGCAAGCCGUGGGAAACCAUCACCCUUACCACUCUCUACUCGCAACGACACAUCUUCGAAGACCUAUUUACCGAAGCACACGCCUACGCCGCUAAAUCACACGAGGGCAAAACUACAAUUUACAACAGCUGGGGGACUGAAUGGCGGCCGUUCGGCAACCCUCGACGCAAGCGCCCGCUGGAAUCUGUGGUUCUGGAUGAAGGCGUCUCUGAGCGCAUUGUUGAUGAUGUUCAAGACUUCAUUUCAAGUUCUGCCUGGUAUCACGAUCGUGGGAUUCCUUAUCGCCGUGGGUAUCUUCUCUAUGGGCCGCCGGGGACGGGAAAGAGCUCCUUCAUACAAGCUCUUGCCGGAGAACUGGACUAUGAUAUUGCCAUUCUCAACCUCAGUGAGCGUGGCUUGACCGACGAUCGAUUGAACCAUCUCCUGACCAUUGUGCCGAAUCGGACGUUGGUUCUUCUGGAAGACGUGGACGCUGCUUUUUCAAAUCGUCGGGUUCAGACUGAUUCUGACGGCUAUCGUGGCGCUAACGUUACUUUCUCCGGCUUACUCAACGCACUGGAUGGCGUUGCCAGUGCCGAGGAACGUAUUAUCUUCCUCACCACCAAUCAUGUCGAGCGUUUAGACGAAGCUCUCGUGCGACCGGGGCGCGUAGAUAUGACAGUGCGCCUUGGCGAAGUGACGCGCCACCAAGUCGGUCGCCUAUGGGAUCGUUUCUACGAAGAUAUUGAUCCGUGCGGAGCUCAACGCAAGGUUUUCCUCGAUCGCCUCCAGCAGCUUGGUCUCAUCGAAGACGAACACGGGAACAAGACUGAUCGGUCAAAGAGCACGAGCGCCGCCGCUCUCCAAGGCCUGUUUUUGUACAACAAGGGUAAUCCGGAGGGGGCGAUUGCCAUGGCAGAAGGGCUUACCUUUUCGGUCCACGACGAGGCCUUGGAACAUGGCCCGAAUCGGAAUGACUAG